AUGUCGAUAGUAACAACCAUCGACAUCGCCUCACCCCCCUCGCAAGUGCGCGACAAAUUCCUCGACUUUGCGUCCUUAUCCAAAUGGCAUACCUCGUUCUUCUCAUCCAUUGCACCACACGGAACCCUUGAGCCUGGACAGAAACUCUUGGUGCAUUUUGCAGUAGGUGGGCAAAAAAUGAACCCGGUAAUACAACAAAACACGCCGACUACAUUUGCAUGGACAGGAAGCAUACCACUCUUGUUCACAGGCACACAUUAUUUCUUGUUUGAGGAGAGCACAGUGAUACCUGGGGGCUGUCGCUUGACGCAGAGCGAAGAGUUUAGUGGGGCGUUGGGGUGGCUCAUGGGUGGGAACGCUGUAGCGAAGCAAGUGGGGUUUGCCGAGAAGACGAAGAAGAACUUCGAGUUGUUCAAUGCCGAUUUGAAAGCUGCUUGUGAGAAGGGGCAUUGA
Molecule: messenger RNA, 453 nt
Organism: Bipolaris oryzae ATCC 44560
Lineage: Eukaryota; Fungi; Ascomycota; Dothideomycetes; Pleosporales; Pleosporaceae
Exons: 2
Coding region: 1-453 (150 amino acids)
Source: RefSeq, a predicted model, not a curated record